AUGAACCUCGGUGCCAUGCCAUCGAAGGCAGUCGUGCACUUCCAACCAUGCCUUGAAGUGAGUGAGUCACCGAACUGGUUUUCGUUUCGAAGCAACGACCCGGCCGUGCAGUUGGAGGACGCUGUCGCAGCGCAGAGAGCCAUCACAUCGCACUAUGCUGCAGCGCUUGUCCUGUCCCGGAUCAUGGACCAGGUCAUCAACAGACGGUAUUGGGGACGCUGUCCAGCCACUUUCAUAUUAGUGUUUCAUGAGGUCGACAUGACAUGGUUUCGAGGAGACCAAUACUUUGAGGAGAGGCACCGCCAUCCGGAGUUCAUGCCUUUCUGGGAUUCACAAGGCAUGCAGUUGAUCCUGAAGGAGUGGCGAUGGAUUUUUCGACGCCCCGGUAAGGAUUCUCCUCGGCGCAUCCAGGUUAUCCUCCCGAAUAUUGCUUGGGCGACAACUUCCAGCACCUUCAGUGAGCAAGAAGCUGGCAAUAUGUGCGUUCACGAUGUCAACCAGGCUUGGGUACCAGCCGAUGAUCCGGCAGAUGGAACGGACCAGCCUUCAAAUCGGUUUGAAAACGGAAUUCUGAUUCGCAUACCAGGGUUCCCGCGUCCCGUCAGCUUCCCUGGAAAUUCGCUUUAUGCAAGGUGGCUGGGGAUGUCGGCUACCGAUACUUCAAAGAUCUUCUGCUUCACCGUUCGUGGGUUAGCGGUAGGGACGGAAAACCCAGGCGGAAUAGCUGUUCUGGAGCGGGUUUACCAGCCGGCCUUGGAUUCUAUUGAGUAUUCGGACGACCCAGGUAUUCACACAACAAACGCCGAAAGGGCGCGUCGGCACCACGCGGUAUCACUGAGAAAAUCAGUGAGAAACUUUUGA
Fonsecaea erecta is the source of this 861-nucleotide messenger RNA. RefSeq lists its product as hypothetical. The coding region runs from base 1 to 861 and encodes 286 amino acids. The record is from RefSeq and is a predicted model, not a curated record. The transcript is spliced from 2 exons. NCBI's taxonomy places the organism in Eukaryota, Fungi, Ascomycota, Eurotiomycetes, Chaetothyriales, Herpotrichiellaceae.